This is a messenger RNA of Clarias gariepinus (North African catfish), 1367 nucleotides long. Its product is annotated as cytochrome b-245 chaperone 1 homolog. Lineage: Eukaryota; Metazoa; Chordata; Actinopteri; Siluriformes; Clariidae. Bases 159 to 791 code for a protein of 210 amino acids. The transcript is spliced from 7 exons. The record is from RefSeq and is a predicted model, not a curated record.
CAAUCAUAUUCCACUGCGCUUUGGCGGAAGUUGGGAAUCCCCGAAAGUGUCUCGCUAGACGCGUAUGGACGAGCAGAAAGCAUCUCUAUUCAUAAUAAAGUCUGUUACCUCGUGGGUCCGACAACUUCUUUUCACGGACACGUUAAAGACUUGACAAGAUGGUGUACAUGUUGGUUGAAAAGCACACACCUGAUCUUCUCCGUCUGACCAGAUCCCCAGGGAUUAGAUCUUGGUCCCUUUUCGUUGGGAUUGCGUCAGUCGGCCUGGCAGCAGCAUAUUACAGUUCGGACAGCGUGCUAUGGAAACUGUUUUACAUAACAGGCUGCGUAUUUGUCGCCUUACAGAAUAUGGAAGAGUGGGAAGAGGCAACAUUUGACAAACAGAAUAGUGUGAUUGAACUGAAAACCUUCAGUCUGUAUGCAAUGAUACUCACACUGUGGAAAAAAGGACAAGAAAAAGUGUUACUGGAUUUAAAGCACUUGCGUGAUGUAAGUGUUCAAGAGGAGAAAGUGCGGUAUCUAGGGACGGGUUAUGUACUUGUGCUUCGGAUGGCCACUGGAUUCUCGCACCCUCUCACGCAGAGCGCUACUCUCAGCGGACGGAGUGAUGUGGAGGCACUUUGUGCACUUUUGAAGCGCUUUGUGGAACUUGAGGCUCUGCAAGAAAAUGUGACUCAAGAAGACGAGGAUGAAGACCGCGAAGAAGAUGAUGAUGAGUUCGAGCAACUAGGGAUGGAGGGGGACGACGAGAGCAGCGAUUCAAGCGAUCAGCAUGAUCAGCCAACUCAGUGACCAGUGUUCCCAUCAACCCGUUUUUGACACUGAACUCUAAUUGACCUUUAUUGACAAACCAAUAACUCAGGUUUAAAUACGAGCAACUACCUGAGAUCAUUUCCAUUUAUCAGUGCAUGACUAUUAUAUCUGUUUUAAUGUUAUCUUUUUGUCUACCUCAGUAAAGAUGCCUUACCUAGAAUCUCUGGUAAUCUCUAAACACAGUAGCUAGUGAGCAUAAGUCGGAAUAAUAGUCAUAAUAAGCAUUUUAAACAGAAGAAAAAGCGUAGGACGUAACAGUAUAGGACAUUACAUAUAUUCAAAUGAUUUCCAAAUUGAUGGUAGAUAACUCGGGGAGGCAGUACUGCAUGAUUUUUAAAUGUUUGAUUUGAUGCACCUUCAUCAACUCUAAUGUAUACAGGUGCUAAAACUUUAAGGGCUUUAAAAACACCAGAAGAGUGAUGAGAUUGUGUAUAUAAUGCCUUUGGAUAUUAUUAACUCAAAAUAAUGAUACUUUUGGGCUAUGUAUAUUUGUUUUAAAAUAUUUUAGCUUAAUCUGAUCAUAUUAAAAACCAUUUUAAAGAAUGUUUAUUAAGA